AAAGGAGAACUGUAUCUCGGUAGUUAUUGGUAACGUUGUGAUUCAGUGACAAAGUUUAUUUAGGCUUUGUAAAAAAAAAAAAAAAUCAACAAUUACUAUUCAGUGGAUGGUUAAUUAUACUGUCGUUGAAGUACGUGUUGAGGUUGUUCGGGGAAUUAUACUUUACUCCGAAGAUCUUAAACAGCUCACAAGAAACGGUCAACAUGAAUGUUUUAGUGGCUAACGUUAGCAUUAGCUAUGUUUGCUAACUGCAGUAUCUCAAUGUUGUGGUAGUCUCCUGAUAACAGUGUUGUAUGAUAGGUCCCUGAUUAGUAGGUUAGCCAGGCAGGUCGCUAAGAAACAAACUGUCUACACUUAUACUAAAGAGCAUCAGUUCCAGUGCCAAAAUGUCCUUCAAAGACGAUACUCGUAUCCUGGUUUUGGAGGAACAAGUCAAGAGUUUAUCAGACGAGCUGAUGCAAUGCCAGGCAGACAAAGAGUUUGUGUGGUCUCUAUGGAAACGCCUGCAAGUGGCAAAUCCAGACUUGACCCAGGCUGUUAGUUUGGUGGUUGAGCGUGAGAAGCACAAAGCUGAGAUUAAGGACAGGAAAGUGUUGGAGAUCCUUCAGACCAAAGAUUACAAGAUACAGGAGAUGGAACAGAAAGUGGCUGGGCAGCAGCAGGAGAUUAACAGCUUGGUGCAGAGGAGGACGGCAGUGGACGAGGAGUGUGCCUUAAUGAAGAGGGAGCUGACAGCUCUGCAUGAGCAACUGGUCGAUAAGAGCCAGGAACUUGAGGAAAUGAAGACAGAGUGUAGGAGGAAUGAGAAGGAGCUGCAGGCUCUAGAGGAAGAGAAACAGGGAUUAACAUCCUGCUGUGCUGCUCUGCGAGCUGACCUGGAGGAGAAGGAGAGGCAGGCCAACAGCCACCGAGACCAGAGGGAUGCUGCCCAGGCCAGAGUCAAGGAAUUGGAAGUGGAGCUACACAAUGCCUGCCAAGAGCUUUCUGGCUUGCAGAGACACAGUAGGAGUCUGGCAGUUCAGCUUUCUUCCAAAGAGAGGGAGGUCGAAGAAAAAGAGGGGCAACUUGGGCAACUUCGUGGUGAGUUUGCAGAAGUGCAGUCCCUGUAUAGACAGAGCACAGAGCAUGCAACAGAGCAGAGCCAUCUGAUCAAGCAAUUGGAAGGACUGAACCUAGACACACAGAGAGUCCUGAGGAACCAAGAGGAGGCACACACUGCUGACACCACCUCCUAUCAAAAGCUGUACAAAGAGUUGAGUCAGUGCUACCAGGCCCUUGUGUCUAGCGAGGCCAGUCUCCGUCAGAGUCACCAGCAACUCAGCAGCCAGCUGGCUCAGAAAGAUCAAUACAUCCUCCAACUCCAGUCCCAGCUACAACAGCAGCAGCUGGAGCAAAUACAUCUGCAGCAAUGGCAACAGCAGCUACAGGCUCCACAGACAACCCUUGACCCCUCACCAAACAGACAAACCAACUUCAAGGCAGUGGUGUCAGAGCAGGCUGAUGCUGCAGCUCAGAGGUCUAGCCCUAACUCUGACCAGGUCUCCACCCAAGGCUUAAAUCCCAGGUCAAUGGACAGGGCCCUUCAGCACAGAUCCACCAGUUCUGUCAAAAGACAACAGUCCCAGGGUGCACAUGUGCAGCGGUCCAGGUCUCUGUCCCCAGCCAGCAGUGUGGAAUUGGGUAGUGGGAGGAGGAGGAGAGCAGAUCAGAGGAUUCAAGACCUUGAGGAGCUGCUGCAUUUGAAGAUGGAGGAGAAUGAAGAGCUGAGGAGGGCUCAUGAUAAACGUCGUGAACGCCUGUGUCUCAUUCACACCAACUACAAGACAGUCCGAGACCAGCUGAAAGAGAUGGAAAAGUCAAGUGGCUUACGAGGUGGAAGGAUGCAGCGUGCAGAGCCAUGGCAGUUGAGGCAAGAGAACAGUGAUGCGGUGUGGAAUGAGCUGGCCUACUUGAAAAACCUCACCAGGAAACUCUCCACUGAAAAAGCUGGCCUGGAAGAGGAGCUGGACAUGCUGCGGGUCCAGGCUGCUAUGGACCGGGCCACGGUGAAGGAGCUCCACCUGUGUCUUGCUAAUGAGCACCAAGAAUUGCUUCACAAAGUGGUAGCGGAGCGCCAGGUCAAAAGCAGCACUCCGAAGUCUUCUGUUUCUUCAGAGCGAAUGGAACAGUCAUUUAAAAAGAUUGAGCAGCUGGAGCAGAGGAUGAUGUCCCUAAAGGAGGAGACAGAAAGGCUGAGGGAAGAGAAAGAGCAACUGCUUGAGGCCAAUGAAGACUUGGCACACAACUGCCACAGACUCCAAGCUUCCUUGGAUCACCUGCAAACCCAGGAAGCUGUCUGUGAAAAUGCAGCUCAGGCCCAGGCCCUGGCCCGUGAGGAGCAGCAUCGCAACGAGAUCAUGGCUCUAGAAGCUCAGGUUGCUGCUUCUCAGAAAGAGGCUACCAAGGUUCAUCAGCAGUUGCUGAAGCUUAGACAGGAGCUGGGGAUUCUCAGAGCAGCCAGGGACUUCUAUAGGAACCGUGCAGCAGGACCAGUGCUGAAAUUAGCAGGCGGGAUUGCUAGCAGCAUUAGCAGCAAGGUCAAAUUCAAGACAGCAAGACUCAGAGGUCCUCUACGUCUGUGUAGCCACCGAACAGUCAGUCCCAAUCAAGCCAUCAUCUGGCAAGGCCGCAGCCCCAGUCCCAGUAAGGACGAGUGGGAGGACCUGAGUGUAGAUGGUGACAGUGGAGAGGAGUACUCGGACAGUCUCAACAGUGUGCCCUCAGGGACAGCAUCUUACAGACUACAUGCCAACAGAAAGUCCUACAGGUGUUCACUGAUUUCAAAUGCAGAAGUACCAGCAGCAAAAUCUAAAAGUGUUCUGGCCCAAGACAACAAACAGCAUGAGCAUUGGGAACAUGGGAAGAGAGGAGAGAAAAGGAGGUGGAGAAGGAAGGGGAUGCUGAUGAAGACCCAGCACUGCUCCUCCUCUUCUCUUCAGCAGCGCAUAGAGUCCUUACAGCGUCACAUUGACAUACUGCGAAGUGCCAGGAAGGAUGCUGUGCUCUCAGCCAGAGAGCUGCGAAAGGCCAAUGAGACGAGCACGGCACAACUGAACUCCCUGACUGAAAAGCUCUGCAGCAGCAAGCAGCUCAUACAGAAGCUGACCUCUGACCUGGCUGGUGUGGAGCAGCAGAAAAAGGUUCUGGAGAUGGAAGUAGAGCAAUGGAGGCAGAUCACGUUCCCCCAGCAAAAUGCACCACCACCAACAGCACCAGUAAGCGCAGAGUGCUCCUGCCAGGGCAGAACCAUGCCCACCCCAGCUAACCCUGCCCCUGAGGCCCUGGAGGCUGAGAUCAAACAACUUCAAGCCAAACUUAAGAGUGCAAGUGCGGAGGUCACAAGGCAGGUGGCAGCUAACAAAGCCCUGCGAGGCCAACUUCAGGAGAAGGACGACAAGCUCUGUCAGCUGCAGGAUAAGGCAAGCCACACAGAGCGGGAUGUUAAUAUGAAAAGGCAGCUGGUAGAGGACCUGAAGACGAGACUUAAGUUUCUCCAGGAGAUGGAGAAAAGUUACAGAGGACAGGUGGAGGAGCUGGAGAAGAAGGUGAAGACUUUAUCAGAAGAGGCCACCAAUAGGAAAGCCCUCAUUGAUUCUCUAAAGAGAAGACUGAAUGUGGCGACCACAGAGAAAAACCAGUGUGAGGUCUCCUCUAGGAAACUGAAAGAGGACCUGGAGAAAAAGGAGCAGCGUAUGCAUGCCUUACAGGCUCGUUUGGUAUCCAGUGAGCAGGCUUUGGCUGUACUAGAACAGACGGCCACUGAGCAAAUGGAGGGGCUGACCCAGCAGAGCUCCCAUGUCUUGGAGAGGCUUCAGAGACAGCUAGGCCAGGCCUGCUCUCAACUGGAGCAGCUUCAUUCUUUCAUCAAGGCCCUGGCCAGUGAAAUACUUAUAGACAUUCAAGAGGUCAAGCAGCAGUUGAUGAAGAGGAGGAGGUUGAGGCAGGCCAGCACUGUGGCAGGAAAGGGUGCCUUCUCAGCCAAGUCUAUGAUCAAAGCCAAGUCCAUCGCUGCUUCUAUUCUCAAUAUGUCAGAGAAUGAUCUCGAAGACAUAAUGGACACUGAUCAGGUGACAGAGGCCCAUUCAGAGAGUCUAAGAGACCAGGAGUGGCUGGACCAUCUCAACCACAUCCUCCAGCAGAAGAUCCCCUCUGCUGGCCAGCUAAUAGAAGCAGUGCGCGUGAAGAUGAAGGAGAGGAAAGUGCUGACAGAAGAGCUGGCCACGCUCGCAACACCAGUCAGCGAAAAAGCCUGACUCCCUGGGCUGAGGCUGGGAAAACUGUCAUCCUCUUCUUUUUCUCCCUCCCUUCUUCUCUCGCUCCCCAGUUCGUACUCAGUGGGAGCUGGACUGAGCCAGGCUUAGCCGGGGCAGCAGAACCAAUGUUUGUGAGAAAAGCGCUGUCGACUCACUCUGGGCCACUGGCGCAACACAGCAGCCCAGCUUUUCUAAAUGAGCCCUCGACAUCUGUGUUAGCGCUGAGUGCACUACGUCUAUCAGACAGGGCCCUUUAGCACCAAGCUAAUUUAUAGUGCAGCCAGUCUCCCCUACUCUUAACACAGACCUGGGGCGAUAAUACAGAUGCUUACACUAAUGUUUAAGUUAGGUUUUUGAAAAUGUUUUUUUUUUUUUUACUUUCUUCCCAAUUUAUUUGGCACCUCUGGGACCUUAGGAUGCAGGGACUUGACCUAGCAAUGCUAAGUCGGCACAUUGAGAAAGUAUAUCGCAGAGCAGAAAAUUCACUGUAAGGCGUUAGAUUUGUUUAUGAGAUCUGAUACUACACUGCUCUCAGGAACUCUAUUCAUUGUUCGAAGUAUUUCUGAAGGAAAAUAACAGGAUGCUUAAAAUAAGUUUUGUUCAGUUAAUAACUUAUAAGGCAAUUGUGUAAACUAUAGAUGAGUUUCUUCCAAAAAUCUCUUCUUAAAUAAA
Molecule: messenger RNA, 4964 nt
Organism: Monopterus albus (swamp eel)
Lineage: Eukaryota; Metazoa; Chordata; Actinopteri; Synbranchiformes; Synbranchidae
Gene: cntln
Product: centlein, centrosomal protein
Exons: 27
Coding region: 387-4292 (1301 amino acids)
Biological process (GO): centriole-centriole cohesion; protein localization to organelle
Cellular component (GO): centrosome; centriole
Source: RefSeq, a predicted model, not a curated record